GGGAUGCAGAGAUGGAGUAUUCAAAGCCAAGGGUGAGGAGAGAGAAAAGCCUCAGAUGAGAUUUUUGCCUGGCCUGACCCUGCUUCUGGUGUGUUGGAAUUUCCUGCCACCUGCAGUUUGAUUGGUUCAAAGUCAGCAUUUUCAGGACUUUAGGCUGGCUCACUUUGAGCUCUGUGGCAGAGAGCUCAGAGAAUCUGGGUUAGCAGGGCUCUCAAGGCAGCAUCACAAGGCAGCAGACCUCCCAGCUGGCUGGUGAGCCGAGGAAAAUGUCUCCAGCCAGGGGACAGGGUGCCAGGAAUCAGGGCUACGGCCCCAUCUUCAGUUCAUGGAGUGCAAGAGUUUUCCAGGUGCAUAUUCCUGCUGCUCAGCGAGGUGUUGGCUGCCUUGGGAGGGGAAGAAGGUGCAUGAAGGAAAAAGGUCCCACUGCUGAAGUCGCCGUGGACUGGAUCAUCAGCUGGUAAAAACUGGAGCUGCUGCAUGGAGGCCGCUCCUGCCUCUCUCCUGCGGGGCUCGCAGCCCAAGAUCUCCCCUGGCUUUGGGUGCUGAAGUGAUCCAGCAGCACGUUCUCCCAAAAUGAUGGAGAAUAAAGUGUUCCUGUCAUUCACGUUCUACAGCACAAUUCUGAUUUUAAAGAUGUAUGUGGUUGCCAUCAUUACGGGGCAAGUGAGACUCAGAAAGAAGGCAUUUGCUAACCCAGAGGACGCCCUGCGCAACGGGGGGCUGCAGUUCUGCCGCGAGGACCCCGACGUGGAGCGGUGCCGCAGGGCCCACCGCAAUGACAUGGAGAACAUCUUCCCCUUCCUCUUCCUCGGAGCCAUCUACUCCCUGCUGGAUCCCAGCCCCACAGUGGCCAGGAUCCACUUCCUGAUCUUCUGCGUGGGACGGAUCAUCCACACCAUUGCCUACCUCCUGCAGCUGAGGGCUCCCACACGCUCCGUGGCCUACAGCGUGGCCCAGCUGCCCUGCCUCUCCAUGGCCCUGCAGAUCCUGCUGGCCACCAGCCCCUACUGGUAACAGCCAGAGAGACCCACCACCCAAACCCCUCACCCUGACUCCGCUGGGCCCCCUGGGAGUGGGAGAGAGUGAGAGUGUGAGUGUGUGAGAUGUCACCAGGGAGGUCACCUGCACCCCGAGGAUGUUCAGUGCAGCCUUGAUGGAAUUCCACUGCCAUCGGAAUUUGUCAGAGGGGUCACCAGAGAGCAGGGACGUGCAGGAAGGGGAUGUGGAGGCAGGUUUCUCUCCCUCCUGCUGAGGGUGAGUAGUGGAAAGGACAUGGACUGCCCCUUGAGGAAGGGGUCAUUGAGGGAAAGGUUUUCUAUGUUUGGAACUGUGACUGAGACAUUUUCCUCCUGGUCAUGAAUAUCCUAUGAAUCAGGCAGGGAAAAUCAUGAGGAUCCCACAAAGUCUCUUAGUCAGCAGAUGUGGUUGGUAGCAGAGGUUAUAAAGCAGCCACCCUGCUCCUGCCCAGCCAUGUGCAUCUCUGGGGAUGUGAGUCCCUUAGGAUUUAGUCCCUCAGGUUCCCUCUCCACCAAGGGGGACAGGAGGCAGGUGCCUUCCAGGCAGCCUGACGGGGAAAUCCAAAUCUCAGGGGUGAAGCCAUUGGAGCAUUCAGUGCUCCCCGUCUCACAGCACAGCACACAGCUCCCUGCAGGCAGGACCCUGGAGCUCCUGGCAGCUCCCAGCCAGCAGCUGAGGCUUUUCCAUCUCAGCCUCACCACAGCAAGAUGCAGAGUGACGUGCCUGGAGAGGCCAGCAGGAAUCCUUUACCCUGGACACGCAGCCUGAACACAUUUGCUGGACACAAAGUUCUGGGACUUCUGGAAUGUCUGAAAUGCUGGCACGAAAUGGGGUUUGCAGACAGAGUUUUCUCCCGAAGGGUAGUGUAGUCCACAUGCCAUUAAUACCUGAAAAUGCCCCCAGGGCAGCAGAGUGAGUUUCUCCCCCUCUGUUUGUAGCCUUUCUCUGGCCCGUUGCUAUUUGGGAAAUGUGCUGUGAUCGCCUUAGGGGAGUUUUCUUUCAGCUGUUUCCUGCUGUCCACUGCUGCCACGCCUUUCACAGCCUGGACCAGCUGGUGUUUGCAGAAAGCUCUGGAAAAGAGCAGAGGGGCUUUGAAGGGAGCAUCGCUGCUCUGCAGUGUCACCCAAAAGUGUUUUGUUGGGGAGGAGAGGCUGGGAGCAGGGUCCUGCAGGGUGACAAGGGCCCAUCAGCUGCUCUGCCACACAGCUGUCCCCUGUGCCAGGGGCUGCUCCCAGCAGCAGUGGAGCAUCCUCUGGAGGAGAAGGCAGGAGGGAACCUCUGCUCUUCGGUGCCUCCUCCUCUGAGGGCAGCACAGAAUUUCAAUAGCAUCACAGGGGCAAGCCAGAAUGAGCAGAAGAUAAAUUCCCCUUCCACCUGUCCUGUGCACUAAGGCUGCUCCCUUGACUCUGCUCUCCUCAGAGAUGCUCUUGCUGAGCCCUCACUGAGCACGGGGGACACACCUGCUCAGACUGAUGUCCAGCCUUUUCUCAGCUCAGACAGAAGUUUCUGUGCCAGUAACUCCAUCCCAGUGCAGUUGUGGCUCAGGCUGAGCUGUGUGGUGAAGUUUGGAGUGGAAUUCUGCUCUCCCACUGCGAGGAAGGUGGGCAGGAUUGCAGGUUCAGCACUUCACUCUUGGCCACUUCCCACAGAUGUCUGGGUAACACAGACCCCUCUUAACAAAUCUUUUCUGCCUCACGUGGUGCACAAGGUCUUGCACUCCUGUAUGUUUCUCUGCUGCUGCACAUGCAUCCUGGUGGCAGGAAGCAAAUAUUCCCAAUAAAAACAAAUCAUUGUGCUCUGAUAUAUCCUUCCUUUGGGAGCAGCAGAUGCAGCUGGGCAGCAGCUGGGUCCAGCCCCAGCAGGAUGGAUCCUCAGCAGGAUGUCAAACCCCACUGUAGGGCCUGCAGUGUCCUGGGACUCCUAAAGAGACAUCCCUUUUCUCUGCACUCACCUGCCCUGCAGAGGAACCUCUUUUCCACGUGUGCAUUAUUUGUGCUGAUCCUUUAAAUGCAGCAGAGCUGGGAAUUAUAAGCAGCUCUGCUCACUUUCCCUUCCCUGAGCAGCAAGUUGUUACAAAGCUUGGUGUUCACCCAAAAAUCCUGGAGGGCUGGAGAAGCUCAGGUAAGAGCUGGCUGCUCUUCUUUCUGUUCUUAGGACUCAUAAAGGAGCUGCUUGUGUUUUCCAAGAUGAGUAACUUCCCCCCCCCCUUUUUUUUUUUUUACUAGGUUGCUGGGAAACAAAUGCUUCAUUUCUCUGGUUUUCCCCUAUUUUCUUAAGUUGUUGGUGGUUGGGAGGUGCUGCCCUGUCUGUGUUAGUUUCUGAAAAUGGCUCCACUUGGUUGUUUUCUUUCCCUGUUUGUUUUCAAAUGAGAAAGGCAGUGGUUUUAUAAAAUGGACUCUCUCCAGUACAUGUUGCUGAGGUUGGAGAUGUGGCUGGGAUGGAGAUUUUGGCAUAGGAAGGAAGAAGGGAGGCUCCAGAACCCCCUUCCAACCCCCAGAUCUGCCAGCUGCUUCAGCCUCUUCUCAGCUGCCUGUCCAGUGCCUGAGGCUGAUGCCCUGCUCAGGAAGGCUGAGGUUACAUGCAAAGCUCUGCUUUCUCCUUUUUAUUAAAAAAAAAAAUAAACUCUGCUUACUGGCUGCAGGGAAAA
Molecule: messenger RNA, 3664 nt
Organism: Passer montanus (Eurasian tree sparrow)
Lineage: Eukaryota; Metazoa; Chordata; Aves; Passeriformes; Passeridae
Gene: PTGES
Product: prostaglandin E synthase
Exons: 5
Coding region: 574-1014 (146 amino acids)
Biological process (GO): prostaglandin biosynthetic process
Cellular component (GO): membrane
Molecular function (GO): prostaglandin-E synthase activity
Source: RefSeq, a predicted model, not a curated record